UUAAAAUAGUUGCCAGUCAUUGUAGAAACAUCUUGGAACAAGUGUCGGUGACACCGCAGAUUAAACUAGGUCCAUUUAGCUAUUGAAACCUACGGAGGAUAUUGUUUCCACGCUCUGUCUGUGGUUUGACCUUCCAGAAGAAAUGAAGGAGACAGCGGCCAAGCGGCGGGACAAAGCGGGGGGCCGGGACUCUAAAGCCGAGAAGCCGAAAGAUUCGGGCCCGCAGCCGCAGGACGUGGAGAUGCCGGAGGAGGAGGCGAGUACUACUAAACAGCCCAAAGAGCUGGACAGCGUCACCCUGGACGACAUUAAGGAACAUGUGAAGCAGAUAGAGAAAGCUGUGUCGGGAAAGGAGCCUCGGUUUGUUCUUCGUGCUUUGCGAGCAUUACCAUCCACCAGCCGUCGCCUCAACACCAAUGUGCUGCAUAAGGCCAUUUGUGGCUUCUUCACCAACAACACCAGCACCAGAGACUUUCUCUUGGGCUUCCUGGAAGAGCCAAUGGAGAUGACAAAUGGAGAUGUCUUGUUCCGUCCGAGGACAGGCAAAGCAGCGUCUGUACCUCUGCUGCCAGAGGUUGAGGCUUACCUGCAGCUGCUGCUGGUGGUUCACCUGACCAACAACAAGAGAUACAAAGAGGCUCAGAAAGUGUCAGACGACCUCCUGCAGAAGAUCAGCUCUAAGAACCGCAGAGCUCUGGAUCUGGUAGCUGCUAAGUGUUAUUAUUACCACGCCAGAGUAUACGAAUUCCUCAGCCAGUUUGACACCAUACGCAGCUUCCUCCACACUCGUCUCCGUACGGCCACUCUUCGUCAUGAUGCUGAUGGUCAGGCUGUUCUUCUUAACCUGCUGCUGAGGAACUAUCUGCACUUCAACCUGUACGACCAGGCUGAGAAGCUGGUGUCUAAAUCAGUGUUUCCAGAAGUGGCCAAUAACAAUGAGUGGGCCAGAUACCUUUAUUACACAGGUCGCAUUAAGGCGAUUCAGCUGGAGUACUCGGAGGCUCGCAGGACUCUGACCAAUGCACUGAGGAAGGCUCCACAGCACACAGCAGUGGGCUUCAAACAGACGGUUCAUAAACUGUUGAUUGUGGUGGAGCUGUUGUUGGGGGAGAUUCCCGACAGACUGCAGUUCAGACAGCCGUCACUCAAAAGGUCCCUGAUGCCGUACUUUCUGCUGACACAGGCGGUGAGGACUGGUAACUUGGCCAAGUUUAACCAGGUGCUGGAGCAGUUUGGGGAGAAGUUUCAGACAGAUGGAACGUACACGCUCAUCAUCCGCCUGAGACACAACGUCAUCAAAACCGGUGUACGUAUGAUCAGCCUGUCUUACUCUCGUAUCUCUCUGGCGGACAUCGCUCAGAAGCUGCAACUCGACAGCCCAGAGGAUGCAGAGUUCAUUGUUGCCAAGGCAAUCCGCGACGGAGUGAUCGAGGCCAGCAUCAACCACGAGAAGGGCUUCGUCCAGUCCAAGGAGACCAUGGACAUCUAUGGGACUAGAGAGCCCCAGCUGGCUUUUCACCAGAGAAUCUCCUUCUGCCUGGACAUACACAACAUGUCCGUCAAGGCCAUGAGGUUCCCUCCUAAAGCCUACAACAAAGACCUGGAGUCAGCAGAGGAACGCCGUGAACGUGAGCAACAGGAUUUGGAAUUUGCCAAAGAAAUGGCUGAAGAUGAUGACGACAGCUUCCCAUGAUCCUCUCGCUGACUUCUCGUGUGCUCAUCUUCACUGUGCUGUUAAUAGAUCAGUUAUUACCCAUAAUCCCGCUCCCCCCAGUUGUUCAUCUCUGCUGUGUAAUCCCUGCAGAUCUCUUAACUGUCACUCACAGGCCAAUAAACUCAAACUUUGUUUAUA
Messenger RNA from Betta splendens (Siamese fighting fish), 1852 nucleotides. RefSeq names its product proteasome 26S subunit, non-ATPase 3 (gene psmd3). Bases 143 to 1693 code for a protein of 516 amino acids. The record is from RefSeq and is a predicted model, not a curated record. The transcript is spliced from 12 exons. Lineage: Eukaryota; Metazoa; Chordata; Actinopteri; Anabantiformes; Osphronemidae. Gene Ontology annotation, cellular component: proteasome complex; proteasome regulatory particle, lid subcomplex. Gene Ontology annotation, molecular function: protein binding; enzyme regulator activity. Gene Ontology annotation, biological process: regulation of protein catabolic process; ubiquitin-dependent protein catabolic process.